CACUUCCCAACUACGACUAUCCAUUCUGACACGGACACCCCCAUACCGACCUACAUACAUACUCUCCCUCUCCCUCUCCCUCUCCCUGUCGUCUUACAUUUCAGAACAAACAUCAACCCUCACGUACCAGGCAUUUGGAAGAGGCAGGAGCAGCUCAGAGCAAUGCAAUCUCAUCAAAUUACGCUUGAUGAUUUUUCUUCUUCUGCUGCUGCUGCUGAUGGACUGGAAGUGAAAGGUAACGCCAUGACGGCGAGGAAUUCUACCCUACUUUGUGUUCCGAUAAUGGCUGAAACUGUCGAACAGAUGGUGAUCGAUAUGGGCAAGGCAAAAGCCGUUGGUGCUGACCUUGUGGAGAUUCGAUUGGAUUGUCUUAAGGUUUUCAAUCACAAUCAAGAUCUCAAGCGUCUAGUGAAAGAGUGCCCCUUGCCGACACUGUUCAGUUAUAGGCCAAAAUGGGAAGGUGGCCAGUACGAUGGUGAUGAAAAAACUCGAUUGGAUGCACUUCGGUUAGUUAUGGAGCUCGGAGCUGAUUACAUUGACGUCGAGCUUCAGGUUGCUCGUGAAUUCAUCAACUCUAUAAAUGGAAAGAAGCCAGAAAAGUUUAAAGUUAUUGUUUCUUCUCACAACUUUCAAGAUACCCCAUCUGUGGAGGCUCUUGGCAAUCUUGUAGCAAGAAUACAAGCUACUGGAGCUGACAUAGUGAAGAUUGCAACCACUUCCUUGGAUAUAACAGAUGUAGCACGCACUCUUCAAAUUACCGUUCAGUCUCAAGUUCCGUUGAUAGGACUUGUACUGGGUGAGAGGGGUUUGAUUUCACGGAUACUUUCUGCAAAAUUUUGGGGUUAUCUUACUUAUGGUACGUUGGAGUCGGGAAUGGUUUCUGCGCCUACUCAACCUACAAUCAAGGAUCUAUUACAUUUAUACAAUUUCAGACAGAUAGGACCUGACACAAAAGUGUUUGGCGUCAUUAGCAAACCUGUCAGUCACAGCAAAUCACCAAAGUUGUACAAUGAAGUAUUCAAGUCAAUCGGUUUCAACGGCGUUUAUGCACAUUUGUUGGUAGACGAUAUUGAAAAAUUUUUCCAGACAUACUCAUGCGUGGAUUUUGCUGGAUUCAGCGUUGGUAUUCCUCACAAGGAAGCCGCCCUGAAGUGCUGUGAUGAGGUUGAUCCAGUUGCAAAGUCAAUCGGAGCUAUAAACUGCAUUAUAAGGAGACCAGCUGAUGGGAAGUUAUAUGGAUUCAAUACGGACUAUGUUGGUGCUAUUUCUGCCAUUGAGGAAGGACUGAAAGGUUCACAUAAUGGUGGCAGUGUAACUGGUUCACCUUUAGCUGGAAGGCUGUUUGUUGUCAUUGGUGCUGGUGGUGCGAGCAAGGCACUUGCUUAUGGUGCAAAGCAGAAGGGAGCAAGGAUUCUAAUUGCCAAUCGCACAUAUGAUCGAGCCAGAGAACUUGCAGACACCGUCGGUGGUGACGCAUUAUCUCUUGCUGAUCUAUGUAAUAUCCCUCCAGAGGACGGCAUGAUUCUUGCAAACACAACAUCUAUUGGAAUGCAACCGAAUGUUGGUGACACACCCAUUUCCAAGGAUGCUCUGAAAUUUUAUUCACUGGUUUUCGAUGCUAUUUACACACCAAAAAUGACGAGACUGUUGAGGGAAGCAAAAGAAUGUGGUGUCACAAUUGUGAGUGGGUUGGAGAUGUUCAUUGGACAGGCAUAUCAACAGUUUGAGAAGUUCACUGGAUUGCCAGCUCCUAAGGAACUCUUUAGAAAAGUCAUGGAAAAUCACUCUUGAGGUUAGUUCUGCUAAUUGAUUUUUGUUGCCUUACCGAAAUAUUCGAGUUUCAAUUCUCCAUUGAGUUUUCUUAAUAGGAAACUUAAUUUGGACCCAAAAUGCAAAUGUGCAUUGGUUGUGGUCGAUAUCUCACUAUGUGGAGUAGAGCCUUUCAAACAUGUAUGACUUACUGAUUAAGCUCAAAUCUUUGGUCGUGAUUGGUGUUCAGAGUUAGGUGGUGAUUUUUGUUUUUCUUUUGGUUUAUCCGCAUGACAAAAGACAAUAAGGAGGAAACUCGGCGUUUAUUGAAGGUGACUCAUAGAAAUGCUUUUUUGCUACAAGAUCAUUAGAGGCAGUUCAGUCUUUUCAUCAAGAUGUUUUUGUGGUGGUUGUAAGACUUACAAGGUUUAUUCCACAUGAAUGUUAUCUUGUUGGUUAGAUGCGGGUCCUCCAUGAUAGAAAAAUUGUUUUGUACUCUCGAUGAAUUUGUGCUUGUGCUUGUGAAAUUGUAGUGUUACGUUCGACAUGUCUGUUUAAUAUACAUUCAUGAUCAUUUCGUAAUAAAUGUUUAUUGCCUUAA
This is a messenger RNA of Pyrus x bretschneideri (Chinese white pear), 2350 nucleotides long. Its product is annotated as bifunctional 3-dehydroquinate dehydratase/shikimate dehydrogenase, chloroplastic-like. The record is from RefSeq and is a predicted model, not a curated record. Gene Ontology annotation, biological process: shikimate metabolic process; chorismate biosynthetic process. The transcript is spliced from 10 exons. The coding region runs from base 163 to 1791 and encodes 542 amino acids. NCBI's taxonomy places the organism in Eukaryota, Viridiplantae, Streptophyta, Magnoliopsida, Rosales, Rosaceae. Gene Ontology annotation, molecular function: 3-dehydroquinate dehydratase activity; shikimate 3-dehydrogenase (NADP+) activity.